Molecule: messenger RNA, 5239 nt
Organism: Anastrepha ludens (Mexican fruit fly)
Lineage: Eukaryota; Metazoa; Arthropoda; Insecta; Diptera; Tephritidae
Gene: DCP2
Exons: 5
Coding region: 795-3653 (952 amino acids)
Biological process (GO): deadenylation-dependent decapping of nuclear-transcribed mRNA; nuclear-transcribed mRNA catabolic process, nonsense-mediated decay
Cellular component (GO): P-body; cytoplasm
Molecular function (GO): manganese ion binding; RNA binding; 5'-(N(7)-methylguanosine 5'-triphospho)-[mRNA] hydrolase activity
Source: RefSeq, a predicted model, not a curated record
UUUUCGACACGCAGUUAAACAACGACGAGAAGGUGAAUAAACAGCUACCAAAGUUUUUCCAUCUUGAGUAGAAAAUAAAAGAAGUUGAAGGGCUACAAAUACAUGUGUAUAAAUCUGUGUUGAAGUGCAAACCAAACGGAAUUUAAAAUAAAAGGAAAUUCAACGAAGAAAUAACACUAUAGUUAAGGAAAAAUUUUGUUUCCUGGUCGUCAUUUAGAAAGUGUUUAAAUACACGAAUACCAAAGCAGAGUGUAUACAUAUAUUAGUGGAGAGUUUGGUAUGUAGAGGAGUUGCCCCACGUAGAAGAAAAUAUAUAAAUUUCGGAAACUGUUACAACCCUGUGCUCUGGAUGGCUUUCCACUACGCGAUAAAGAAAAUAAAUAAAAACAAUAUCAAAAACGAAUUAAUAACGAAACCAACAAAUAACGGCUGGUUAAAUAUUUUGUGGAGAUUUAAUUUUGGUGAUUUUUGUGGCUACGGUAAUUUGACAGGUACAAGUUUUAUCGGUCACAAAGAAAAACAAACAUAGUUACAGCAACAUUUGUCUCCACGAGCAUCUCUCCACUCCUUAAUCGUUUCAUAAAAAACUUAUUCGUCGCGAUAAAUUUACUCGCUAAUGUAUUAACGUGAAGUAAAUAUAAAAAUUGCGUUUGUGUUUUGUUGCUUCGAAGUUUUAUUUGCAACAUUUCUGUAUAAACUUAAAUAAACAUUUUGGGAUAAGGGUUGACUGAUAAUUAAGACCUUUAAGCUUAAAAGUAAACACAAAAACAAAUUGAAAAGCUCUGAGACAAGUAAUGGAAUUUGGUUUGAAUACGGUUUUUGCGCCGUCGACGCAAUCCAAAAUAGCAGUUGAAGUAUUUCCAACGCUGGAUCGCCAAAGUGAUAAUAGUGCUUUUAAUAAAACCUGCGAUAACAACGCUGGUAAUGGCGCCAAUGUUGCUGACCACAGCAUUUUAAAUUUGUUUGCCUCACCGAAGGAAUGUUGUAUAAAGAAAGAAGAUUUGCCAACUAAAGACCAGUAUGAGCUAGCGUCGCUAAUCCUUAAGAACGCACUAAAUGUAAGAAGAAACAAUGUCGAUAUAAUCGAGAGUCAGACACUGACUCAAAAGCAAAAAAACAAUUCGAAAAUACUCCAGUGCAAUAGCAGUGAUCAUGCGCUGCAGCAGCAGCAAAAGGAAGUGUUUGCGAAAACGUCAGAUGACUUGUUGGCUGCUUUGAGAGUUAAAAACACAAAUACAACUAGCAAACUGAUUAAAAACAAACAGAUCGCCACUCCAAAUGUAUCAACAUCAUCAUCUACAUCAGCAUCAGCAUCAUCUACAUCUACAUCAGUAACAUAUUCAUCAAUUUUAGCCGCACCAGCAACGAAUUCCUCAAGCUCGACAUUAACAGUGGCUGCAUCAAGAACACCAGUUAUGAGCACAAAACCUGCGGCUAGUACAGUAAAUGGCAUCAAAAAUGGUUUACAAAUUCCGUCCGAUAUCCUUGAUGAUUUGGCAAGUCGUUUUAUUAUUAAUGUUCCCGAUAUGGAAUUGAGCAAUUUUAUAAGGAUUUGCUUUCAAAUUGAGUUGGCACAUUGGUUUUACUUGGAUUUCUUCUGUGCUGCAGAUCAGCAACAGCAACGCGAUGAAGCAGGCAAAAAGAGGAAAUUACCAUCUUGCGGUAUGAAACAGUUCGCGAUACAAUUAUUUCAGCAUAUUCCAUUUCUACGUGAACAUUUAUCGUCAAUCGAUAAAAUAUUAGAUGAUUGGAAAAAUUACAAACUAUCAGUGCCCACCUAUGGGGCCAUACUAAUAUCCGAGGAUCUCAAUUUUUGCCUUUUAGUGCAAUCUUAUUUUGCUAAAAGCUCAUGGGGCUUUCCCAAGGGGAAAGUCAAUGAGAACGAAGAUCCAGUGCAUUGCGCCACGAGAGAAGUUUAUGAGGAGACUGGCUACGAUAUAACUAAAUUAAUAGUACCAAAUGACUACAUUGAGGCUGUGUUCAAUUAUCAAUAUACACGCUUGUACAUAGUGCGCGAUGUGUCUCUAGAUACGCAAUUCUCUCCGCGGACUCGUAAUGAGAUUAAAUGUUGUGAUUGGUUUCCGAUCGAUUCGUUGCCGGUCAAUAAAAAUGAUGCCAUAUCAAAAGCCAAAUUGGGUAUAAACGCCAAUUCAUUUUUUAUGAUAAUGCCAUUUGUUAAACCACUUAAAAAGUGGGUGCAUGAUAAGCGCUCGGGUUUAGAGACGCAACGUAAAUAUUCUGAUUUUACAAAUUCCCCUGCAACGCUGAUGACAACAGCAGCGGCGGCCACAGCAGCAGCUGUAUGUGGCGGCACUUAUAACUGUAAUAAUCAAAAGCACACAAAUGCAAAUAGUAGUAGUAAGAAGAUUAAACCACAUACAAAUUAUGAUGAUAAGCAUAACGCCUUAAAAAUGAGUGGUGGAAAUACAGCUAAUUGUGGCAAUAGCAAUAAUGCAACUGCAGCAUCAACAAGCAACAGCAGUAAUCGCUCAAAAAGACAGCGGCAUAAAUCGAUGGGUGAUUUGGAUGGUAUUAAACUAAAUAACUUAAGUUCAAAUAAUUGUAAUUUAAAUACCAUUUGUAAAAAUUCAUCUAACAUGAUAACAACUGCCUCUGAUAACAUUGAACCAAUUACGGAAUCGAUUUCUAAUAAUGGUGAGUCUGGUAACUGUAAAACAGGAUCAAAUCAUAAGCGCAAUGGCAGUUCAGUAAAACUGGUUACUGCCGGCAGCAGCAAUAACGGACAAAAUAGCAACAACAAUAAUGUGGCUGGCUGCACGUCAUCCAAACGCCAAUUGUUUCACAGUCAAAGUCAAAAUGGCAGUAACCAAAAUGGAGAAAAGAUUGUCAGCUCCUUCGAUUUGAUUCGCAAAGAGAAACAACAGCAAUUGAAGGCAUCAGCCGAAAAAGCUUCAAAGGUACAAAGGCAACAGCAGCAAUCGCAAUCGAAUGCCGGCUACAACAGCGGACGGGUGCGCGCUAAGUCGCAGAGUGAUAAAAUGUGCGUACAACAACAAAGUACUAAUAAAAACAGUAACAGCAACACCAAUAACAAUAACAAUUGUGGUGGCAAUAACAAACAUCGCGUACAAAAACAAUUAUCAAUGAUUAUUGUUAACUCAAAUGCUAUAACUCAUAGUGAUAAUAAAAGCAAUCACAACAACAAUAAUGCGAUUAACAACACUGCCGCCCAUAGUGCUCGAGUUGCAUCUAAUCCUACACCAACGGCGUCCACUGGCGCCGAAUUACUCGCAUUUGCUGUAGAAGCAGCCUCAACUCCAAGCUUAACUUCAACAACGAAUUCGGCCCAGAAGCCACGGCCAGCAUCGGCAACUUUGCAUUUUGCCACACCGACAGUUGGUCAACCAACUCAAGAACUACAGCGCAUGGCAUCGGGCACAAAUUUGCGCAUCCUAAAACGCAGUACAUCAUAUAAUACACAGCAGCCGCAGCCGCAGCAACAAGAACUGCAGCCAAAAAAGAACUUAAUACAAAUAUUGCAACAACAAGAAGCCACGUCCGAACAGACACAACAGUUUGAAACUGAACAAGAAGUACGUCAUCGGCAUGAACAGCAGAAAUUCACACCCAGUUUUAGUUCCUGGAUGAAUUUCUCAUUUACAAAAAAUUUUAUUGCAAAUGUGUUUUGUUAGGAAACACGCCAAUCAAUGAGACAGUAGCCGAUUGGUUAAAAGAUAGGAUAGUGGAGGAAAAGCAGAAUUAUUGUAUGCGAAAUGUAACAGUUAAGAAAUCGGGGGAAGUGUUUCUUUUUUGUUUUUCUUUUUCUUUUUUUUUUGAAGACAAGCUUGAAACGAUUUGAGACCUUAUUUGAAACGAAAUUUUGGAAAUUUUACAGCAAAUACAUGCAUUUUUCAAAUAUUGAAUUGAAUCGCAUGUUUAGUAAGUGGCGGAAAUAUGCGAAACGAGACAUAGUAGGAACUGAGAUAUUUGGAGUAGAAGAAAAUUGCAAAAGUUUGACAAAAAUGAUAAAACAUUUGAGUUGGUAUAUUUGUAACACAAUUUUAGAAUUUCAAAAAUGAAAUAGGCAAAUUAAUAUAACUUUUUAUGCAUUUUCUUCAAUGCUUCCUUCGCCGUUUUAACUGUUUCUUUUCUAAGUAUACGAGUACCAACUACAAAACCACUUUAUUUAUUUCUAUUGAAAUUUAAAUUUUUUCUUUACUUUGAUAAAAACGGAAGCGUACAGACGAAAUUCAUUUUUGAUUUCUAAUUUUGGUUCAAUCUAUAUAAAAUAAAAAUAAAAACAUAAAUAAUUGUCUGCUUUUGUUGGGACACUACAAUUACUCCAAUACUUUAUAACAUUUUUAAAAAGUAAAUUAUUGUGAAACUUAAGUUUUAUAAAAUAAAAUAUUAGAAUAAUUAUAAAUCAUUUAACGAAAAUGCCACCUACAAAUAGUGAGAAACCACUAGACGACUAAUAGGUAGGCUAUAAAGCGUAACAGUAGCCAUAAAUUGAUGGUACAAAUACCAACUAAACCAUCAUUUCAUUCCAUCAUCACGCUCUACCAACGCCUUGUGAUAGUACAAUAAAUUUUACUUUUAGUUUAAUUGAUAAAUCAUACUGUAAAUCAUAUAUAUGUACUGAAAUGUAAACAAAAAGUGCAAAGUAACUUGUCGUGUACAGAAAUGAAAUGCCUAUUUUUUGUCGCUCUAUUUAAAUGCUCUCAUUGGGUUCUUCCAUUUUUAUAAUGAAGAUUAAUUUCGGUACAAAUAUAUUCUUGCUAUUUUCAUGUGGCAUUUGAGCGCAAAAAAUGUACAACGUACCUCGAGUUAUUGCAUUUUUACUAUUACUCAGAAUAAUGUUCAAAUUUCUAUGAAAGUGACAAAUUACUUACAACUUUCAUAACAUAUUUUUGUGUAAUUGUAAUUUGUAUUAAAGUUUUCCAGUUAUUAGUUCCUUCUUAGGUAUUUAUCUUUCGGCUGAAAUAAAAAGCAAAACUACUUACUUAUAUAUGAAGUCGCAUGAGGCAGAUUAACAUAAAACAAAAAAGAGCCUUUGCAUCAUGGCCACAAUUCGAACAUUUAUGAGUUACCCUAAGCGACGGCUUCAAUUGGCUUUAAUAUGAAGAUAAAUAUACAUAUAUUUAAUUGUUUUGAUUUUUUUUUUAAUUUUUCUCAUUAAGUUAAUUUAGUGCGAAUAUUUUUGUAGUGCAGUUUGUUCGCACAAUUGAAGUUGAAACGUCGAAGAAAGAAAUUUAAUAUCAAAUGUGUUUUCACUUUU